GUGUGACUGAGUGUCCUGGGGAAGAUACAGACAACUUGAGAUUUUGUAUUUCAACAGAACAUUUUGAGUGAAGAAGACAAUGUUUCUACAUCAGGAAUUAUUCUGCUUUGACAGAAAUAUAAAGAUUUUUCUGGAGUAAAGCCAAGGUGGUAUAAUAUUUUGAGGACAUUGGAACGUCCCAAAAAAGGAAGUGGUUGCUGAUAUGUGUUCAAGAUGAGUGGGAUUGGAGACAGCUCCUCUGACCCAACCAGGGCAGAGCAGAGAAAGCGCAAAGAAUGUCCAGACCAACUGGGACCCAGCCCCAAAAGAAGCACUGAAAAACGAAACCGAGAGCAGGAAAAUAAGUAUAUUGAAGAACUUGCUGAGCUGAUAUUUGCACAUUUCAAUGUGGAUAAUUUUAAUGUCAAGCCCGACAAGUGCGCAAUCUUGAAAGAAACUGUAAAACAGAUUCGUCAGAUUAAAGAGCAAGAAAAAGCAACCGCUUCCAGUGAAGAUGAAGUACAGCAGUCUGAUAUAUCAUCUACAGGCCAAAGUGUCAUUGACAAGGAUGCUCUUGGACCAAUGAUGCUUGAGGCAUUAGAUGGCUUCUUCUUUGUUGUGAAUCGGGAAGGUAAUAUUGUGUUUGUGUCUGAAAAUGUGACCCAGUACCUGAAAUACAACCAAGAAGAGUUGAUGAACACCUGCGUAUACAGCAUACUACAUGUUGGGGACCAUGCAGAAUUCAUCAAAUACCUGCUUCCUAAGUCUUUAGUUAAUGGUGUACCUUGGCCCAGUGAAAAUCCAAGAAGAAACAGCCACACUUUCAUCUGUCGCAUGCUGGUAAAGCCACCUGUUGAUUCCGAUGAGGAAGGCCAUGACAACCAGGAAGCACACCAGAAAUAUGAAAAUAUGCAGUGUUUUGCUGUUUCCCAGCCAAAGUCCAUCAAAGAGGAAGGUGAAGAUCUGCAAUCGUGUUUGAUCUGUGUUGCGAGGAGACUUCCUAUGAAAGAAAGACCGUCUCUCUCUCCACCAGAGACCUUUACUACUCGUCAGGAUUUACAAGGCAAAAUAACAUCUCUGGACACCAGUUCGAUGCGGGCAUCAAUGAAACCUGGCUGGGAGGACUUAGUGAGGCGAUGUAUUCAGAGGUUUCAUUCACAGAAUGAGAGGGAGAUUUCACUUGCUAAGCGGCAUCAUCAUGAUGUGCUGAGACUAGGCCAAAUAUCCAGUCCAGUUUAUCGUUUUUCUUUGUCUGAUGGGACUUGCGUUACUGCCCAGACAAAGAGCAAACUUAUUCGAUCCACCUCAACUAAUGAGCCUCAGCUUGUUAUGUCACUGCAUAUUUUGCAGAGAGAUCCCAGAGAACCAAGUUUGUGUGGAACAAACCAAGAUCUGGGUGGUCAAACAAUGAUCAAGCCGGUUAAUCCUGUCUCUUGUAACAUCCCAGCCAGCCAGGUUUUAUCUUCUGGGAAUCCAGGUCAAGAUAUGAAUGUAAACAGCAAUAUGAACUUUGCAGUGAAUGGCCCAAAGGAGCAAGGAGUAAUGGGACCGAUAUCAAACAGCAGGCCAUUUGGUUCAGGAGGAACGAAUGCAGCAAGCAUGCAAGCAGCCAUUUCUCAGGGUAGUAACUAUGCACUCAAGAUGAGCAGUCCCUCACAAGGCAGCCCUGGGAUGAACCCAGGCCAUCAGAGCUCCAUGCUGUCCCCUAGGCAUUGUAUGAGCCCUGUAAUGGUGGGCAGCCCUCGAUUCCCAUCCAGUCAGUUCUCUCCUGCAGGAUCCUUAAAUUCACCAGGUGGAGUUUGCAGUAGUACAGGAAAUAGCCAUAGUUAUACCAACACUUCUCUUAAUGCACUUCAGGCCCUCAGUGAAGGUCACGGGGUCCCUCAUGUGACAUCUUUGGCUUCACCUGACCCAAAAAUGGGCAGUGUACAGAAUUCUCCUGUAAAUGUGAAUACUUCUCAAUUAGCUAAAAUGAGCAGUACUGACUCAAAAGAUUCAUUUGGAAUGUUGUUGGAGCAUGUUCAACCUGAAAGUACAGCAAGCCAAGUGGGGAGCAGCUGCCAUUCUGUAGAACAGAAAGAUAACUGUGAUAACCUAAAUCAUUUCAGCACUGUUGAGAGAUCUGAGGGCCAGAAUAGACUGCAUGAUGGCAAAAGCCACACAAAGCUGUUGCAGCUACUCACUACAAAAUCGGAGCAGAUGGAUCCUUCAUCAAUGGCAAACACCAUGGGGGACCCCAACAGCAAAGACUCUUCAGGAGUGGUGUCAGCAGCAGUGACAUCCUCUUCAGGACAUGCAAAUUCCCUCAAGGAAAAGCAUAAAAUUUUGCACAGACUUCUACAGGAUAGCACUUCCCCUCUGGACUUGGCCAAACUUACAGCGGAGGCCACUGGCAAAGAACUUAAUCAGGAAUCUAGCAGUACAGCUGGUUCUGAUAUACCAAUAAAACAGGAGCCAGCAAGCCCUAAAAAGAAAGAUAAUGCACUACUUCGCUAUUUAUUGGAUAAGAAUGAUACUGAAGAAAUUGGUUUAUCAGAACUUACUAAACAAGAGCGGUUGGACAGUAAGGUUAACUUUGCCACUAGCACAAAGCUGAAAACGUUAAAGGAGGAGUCAAGCUAUGAUUCAAAUGACCAGCAACAGCCAAGCAGUGAUCUAGAAGACAUACUUGAUCACUUGGAAAAAAGUCAGUUGAGACAACUGUAUUCAGAUUCUGGCUUGGGGGCAACAACUGGUUCAGUAGACAAACAAGCCAUCAUUAAAGACCUUAUGCAGCUCACAAGUCAGAGCAGUCCUGUUCCUUCACUUGCAUCACAGAAACAAGCCGUGGGCAUGCCACCCAGCAAUUUUACUGGUGCUUGUGUAUCACAAACCAACAGAGUAGCACCUAACCAGAGUAUGCCAUUGGAAGUUAAUAUGCCAUCUCAGACUGGGACUAGCCCUUUCCCACCAGUUCGAAACACUAGUCCAUAUACAGCAAUGUCGCAGCCAGCAGUGAUGUCAAGUCAAACAGUGAUGGUAAAUCAAGGCAAUCUGGCAAACAAUACUGCAGGAAUGAGUGCUGGUAAUAACCUUCGACCAGGCAUGCCACGAGUGGAUUGGAGUUCCCAGGUUACUGCUACCAGAAGUACCAGCACAACAGUAGCAUCUGGUGCCAUUAGCAGACCAGUGCCCAGUGGUCUCAACCGUAAUACUGCAUCAGGGAUCUCUGUUGGACCUAGCAGUCAACCAGGCUCACGGCCAGUGCUUCAGUCUCAAAUUAUGGGGCCUUCUGACUUGGAUGUUAACCCUCCAUUUAGUCAGCAGCAGCAGGCCCCACCCAAUCAGACUGCACCUUGGCCAGACAGCAUAAUGCCGAUAGAGCAAGGACCGUUUGCAAAUCAGAACAGGCAAUCAUUUGGCAGUUCAACAGAUGAACUUUUAUGUCCUGCUCCUGCACCGGAAGCCACUAUAGACGAAGGAACUCUUCUUGCUCAAUUGUACUUUGCACUGAAGAACUAUGAUCUAGAAGAAAUAGACAGGGCCCUUGGAAUACCAGAGCUAGUCAGUCAGUCUCAUACCAUUGACCAAGAGUCCUAUUCAAGUCAAGAACAGAAUCUAAUGGUCGAACAAAAGCCACCAGUUUACAGCCAGCCAUAUGCAACUCAGCCUCAGAUGACACAGGGCAACUAUCCAGCCAUACAGGAUCCAAGCUUUCAUCCUAUGCCAAAUCAGAUGGGGCAACGACAUGUUUAUGUACGGAUGUCAAGACCUCCUAUCAGGCCUCAUGUCAUUCCCAACCAACCAAAUCAGCUGAGACUUCAGCUUCAACAUCGUCUCCAAGCGCAGCAGAAUCGUCAGCCGAUCCUGAAUCAGAUAAACACCGUUUCAAACAUGAACCUAACUUUAAGAGCUGGUGGGGUACAGACACAGGGAACGGUUAAUGCACAGAUGCUGGCCCAGAGGCAGCGGGAUAUGCUGAACCAGCAGCUGCGACAGCGGCAGAUUAUGCAACAACAACAACAAGUGCAGCAACGAGCCAUGAUGAUGCGAGGGCCAGCACUCAGUAUGACACAAAGCAUAGCAACCACUGGUGGCAUGGCAGGUUCCUUAAGUAACCCACGGACUCCUCAGGCAAAUCCACAGCAAUUUCCAUACUCUCCAAGCUAUGGUACAGGACUUACAUCUCCACCACCCUCCACCAGUCCUUUCUCCCCAAUGUCCCCCAAUCCUGGGUCACAGCUCGUUUCUCACAGCUCCUUGCAUGGCUCCCAGAUGAAUCUGGCUAACCAGGGAAUAAUGGGAAAUGUGGGAGGACAGUUUGGGCCUGUUAUGAGUCCCCAAAUGCAGCACAGUACCUUCCAGUUUCCCAACUCAGGGAUGAGUCAGAAGCCAGAUACUGGAUUUGGGGGUGCCACAGCUCCUCAGAGUCCACUGCUGUCUCCAAGACUUAGUGUUACUUCGACUCCCAUGAUGCAGCAGUCCCAGGCCACACCUACUUAUCAGCCAUCAGCAGAGAUUAAUGGAUGGGCACAAGGGAGCAUGAGUGGAAACAACAUGUUUACUCAACAGUCUCCACCUCAGUUUGCGCAACAAGCCAGCACUGGCAUGUAUAACAACAACAUGAACAUCAGUGUAUCCAUGGCAGCCAGCUCUGCUGGUAUGAACAGCAUGACCCAGAUGUCAGGGCAGAUCAGCAUGACCUCAGUGACCUCUGUGCCUACGUCAGGGUUGUCCUCCUUGGGUCCCGAGCAGGUAACCGACCCUGCAUUGAGGGGAGGCACCCUUUUCCCAAAUCAGCUGCCUGGACUGGAUAUGAUCAAGCAGGAAGGAGAUGUGUCUCGGAAAUUUUGCUGAUGGUCAGAACUGGUGGGUGAUCCUGCAUUGAGCAGUUCAGCCAGCUUAAAUGUUUACUGACUUGGAGAGCCAUUCAGACCAACUAGCCAGUUCUGCUGCUAGAGCAGGCUGAGGUGAACUGAGCAGCUGGAAUUUGGCUCUGUUUCUCACUGAAGAUAAAGUUGUUGCCCAUACCCAAGGAACAGCCUGUGCUUAAGAUUCUAAAGCAAGUGUAUAGUCUUUCACUGCAUUCACCGUAGUGCAACUUAGACCUCCUGGGAGAAGACAACGUGGGUAUGGAUGAACAGAAGUGUCAGACUGCAUCCUAUGAAUGUAUUACUUCAAGACAGACACAUGCCCCAAUCUGUUACCAACACUGGUUGCUUUUUUGGAUCAUCUAACCCAUUGUGUGAAAGCUUAUCCUUGCGUUUCCCACUGACCAGUGUUUUACACUAAGACUUUUUGUUUGUUUGUUUGAUAAGGGUGUGCUGUGUAAAACAAAAAAAAAACUGAAUAAGCUGAGUGAUUGCAAAAAGGAUAUUAUUUUAAGAAAGUCGUUCAGCUGGUGGUUUGCGUUUAUGAAAGCUCUGGAUGCACUAGCCUGUAAACGGGUUGUUAAAUAAUGGGGUUAAUUAUGUUUUCAUUUAUUGAAAAGUGAGUAUUUGAAACAAGGUGGUCAUACAUACAAAGUUUAAUGAAGUGGAAGUCUGGAAGAUACUUUUGUGUGCCUCAAAGCACUAGCCAUAUAUUUUAUUUAAAUAGUCUUGCAGGUUUACCCAGUGUUCACACAUUGUUUUAGUUUCCUUGGAAUAAGAAAUUUAAAAAAAAAACUAGCAGGCAGUCUUUUUUUUUUUCUUAAAAGGUCACGUGAACAAGUUUCUUGAUCCUUGCAGACUUUUCUGUAUAUUUAUUGGAGUGACAAGGAAAACAUUUGUCAGAUGUUUUUCUAUGUGCUUACAUCUGUUGCCUAGAGUGGCAGAAAACAGGUGGUUAUGGUUUGCCUAUGAGAGGAUGUAACUAGGUGGAAAUUCCUGUAUAGACAUCUGAAAGCAAAGGAAUACUCUGAAUAUCUGAGCACAGUAAGAGGCACAUACAUAUUGUGGACUUGAACAGAUUAAGGACUUAAAGUACCAUUUUGUUGACCUGUAACAUGAAGCUUGGAGUUUGUAACAAAAGUUACUUUUUUUUCUGUCAUAUUCAUGUUAUAUCUUCUGAUCAUAUUAUGUAUAUAUUUUCUGUGGUUGCCAGCCUGCUGUAGAAUGAUGUCCAUCGUUUAAAAUUUGAACUUCAUUGAAAAAGCAUUAACUGUUUUCUGGUAGAGCUUGUGCAAGAGAAAGGAGAGUACUAGCCCACCAAGACUUCGGAAGCACUAGUGUGAAUACCUGAUAAAAACAGUUGAUUAUUUUUCAGUUCACAAAAAUGCUGAAGUUCAGCAGUCAUUACAGACGACAGCUUGCUUAUAAACCUUCAGCUUAUCUAUCCAUAUAAAUUUUAACAGCCAUAUUUUGGUUAUUUCUUGCUACAAUGCACUUGUAAAAUGGCAUUUUUGAUGGAAUGCAAGAUGAGUGUAAGUUACAUAAAAUGACUUUGUAUGUAAUCAAGCAAUAACUUUUAUUUGGGAGAUUUUCUGUUUUACAUAGUUCAGUUUUAGUAAAGCAAAUGUGGCAUUAAUUUAAGAUUUGACACUUCAGUAUUAAUGGGGCUGUAUUGAUAGCAGUGUGUCUAUCCAAACAGAUGCAAAUGUAUAUGCAUAUAAUGCCUUUAGUUGGUUUGUGUGAAGGGCCUGAGAUUUGGUUUGGGUUUUGGCAAAAUAUUUGCUUUACAAAGAAAAAAGGCACACUUGCUGUUUAAACUACUUGUAGGCCAUCAGAGUUUCCAUCUGUGUGCAUUCUGUCUUGGCAGGAACAUGUUAUGCUUGUUUUUUCAUGUCUUUCUGACUUGGCUACUUAAACAGGCUGCUGGUUGUUAGACUAGAAUACCUGUGAACUGGCAGCAUCUUAAGAUGAAGUAUACCCUAAUAGAAAACAUUAUUUUGCUAUCUUAGUUUAUUGAUGAAGGGAUGCAUUUCAUUUAAAGGUGAAAAUAAGGGAAUCAAGAUGGCAUGCCCUUUUAGUUCACUAACCAUAUUACAUCACUGUAUGUUCAUUAGUUGACUUCUCAAAAUGUCAUCUAUUAUUAACAACAAGUUCUAAUGCAGAGCUGCAACUUCACUGUAUAUUUAUUUGCAACCCCAUUUUGCAGACUUGGAUCUUCAAGACAGUGUGAUACAUGGUAUUUUAGCAACUCCAUGCAAGCAAAACAUUGCUGCUGUUGACCACCAGUAAUCCACUUUGUUUUUUUUUUUUUUAAAUCACUCAAAAUGUUAGGGGAAGAAAUGGCAGUGCAGAGGGUGCUUGUUGGACAGAGUACGUCUUGAUAAAAUGUGUAUACGAAGUCACAGCAGUACAUUCUGAGAGUGGUCGUCUCAUCUUAUGAUGUUGACUAAGUAUUUGUAUUCUAGUUCACUUUAAAUUAUGGUUAUUUGUAGUACUAGUUAGACUCACUAGCCCAGGUCAAUAACUGGUUGCUUCUAAGUUAAUUUUUGUUGUAAAUUGAUGGUUAAAAUGCCCAUCCUAUUUUGUGAAUAGUAGAGUUUAUUUAACUUAUUGUACAGGGCACUGGGGGGCAGCUUGGGUUUGUCCUAGUUUUCUGGUUGCUUCAGACAAAAAAGCAAAUUUUUGGUCCACUUCAUGGCCUGAACUCUUUCUGAUCAUAUUGAUCAGGUGUAUAAAGGACUUCCUUCCUCUGCAGUAUUUCCCAUCUUGUACAGCGAUCUUUUGUCAAUAAAAUAAUUUUAUUUGUGAAUAUCACAACAGUCACUUUCAGUGUUUUAAUUUUAAAUGUGAAAGAGGCACAUAAUGUGAAAGGGUUGUAUACGUAGACAAAGAGUUUGAACCUAUUCAAGUAUUAACAUAAUGUGUUAAAUUUAAAAAAAAAUCUGUUUUCAUUAAACUAAUUGAUUUUUAUUGAAGGUUUGAUACUAUCCCAGUCACUACUUUCUUGGCCUGGUUAAAUCUGAAACAGCGUUUUGCAGUUUUAUGUAUCACUUUAGUUAAUGUGCGUGUUUGAAAAGAUGGAGUUCUGUGCUUUGUAUAAUGAACAGCACAGUUCCAUUUGCAGAACCCAAAGAUACACAAUCAAUUUUAAAAUGCAACUUAAGCCAUUAAAUGUCAGUGUGAUUUUAAAAAUUUUCUAGUAUUUGUAAGGAGUUGUAUGGUAUGCUACCUAGGAGCAAAAAGCAUUCUCUGCACAAUACCAUGCUGGCUUUGAUUUCUUUGAACUAUCUCCCUACUGUUCCUUUGGAAAUAGAUUUUCAUUGUUUUCUAAUACCUGUCAGUUUCUUAGUACUGGUAAAGCUAAGUGCAACAACCUCAAAAUGCUAAAACCUAGCAUAAUGCCUUAGAUCUCUUUUUAAGUCUUGUAUAUUACUACACAGCUGUCUGUUGUAUUAUAUUUGUAUAGUGAAUUGUGUACAAUUUUUUUUUUAAACAAGUGUGUCACCACUUGUUUAUGUUGUUGAAUAGAGAUGAUGAACCCCUUCUUGAAACAUAACUAUUCUUUUUCAUGUUUUGUUAUUUUUGUGAUAAGUUGUGGGUUAUUUGUACAAUUGUUUCUGAUGAACUUGCGUAUGAAAUGUAAAUGAACAGAUGCUACAAGGGUAUAAUUAAGCAAUAUGUAAACUAUGGUUCUUCAGGAGAAGCUUACAGUGUCAUAGGUUGCAACUUACUUUACAAAUUGAGUUCACACUAAAAACCACCUUGUUCACUCGCAUCAAUGUUUGUAUUUCUAGUGUGAGCAGUUUAUGCAAAGUUAGGUAUAUUCAGAGAAAUUUUAAAUACAUUUAUGCAAGUUAAACUAAUAUUGCUUUGCUGAUGCUGUUUGCUUAUUUGAUGUUAAAUAAUACUAUUGUAAAUAAGAAUUCUGUUAUUGCAACAUUUAAUAAAUUUCAGACCGUUGGGUUUUACAUGGG
This is a messenger RNA of Protopterus annectens (West African lungfish), 8803 nucleotides long. RefSeq names its product nuclear receptor coactivator 2 (gene NCOA2). Gene Ontology annotation, biological process: cellular response to hormone stimulus; positive regulation of transcription by RNA polymerase II. The record is from RefSeq and is a predicted model, not a curated record. The coding region runs from base 214 to 4815 and encodes 1533 amino acids. Gene Ontology annotation, cellular component: nucleus. The transcript is spliced from 24 exons. NCBI's taxonomy places the organism in Eukaryota, Metazoa, Chordata, Ceratodontiformes, Protopteridae. Gene Ontology annotation, molecular function: protein dimerization activity; nuclear receptor binding.